Molecule: messenger RNA, 1471 nt
Organism: Panicum virgatum (switchgrass)
Lineage: Eukaryota; Viridiplantae; Streptophyta; Magnoliopsida; Poales; Poaceae
Product: peroxidase 1-like
Exons: 2
Coding region: 138-1205 (355 amino acids)
Biological process (GO): hydrogen peroxide catabolic process; response to oxidative stress
Cellular component (GO): plasmodesma; plant-type cell wall
Molecular function (GO): heme binding; peroxidase activity
Source: RefSeq, a predicted model, not a curated record
CAGGGUGCUUCUCUAUAAAUGCUAUCACAACCAUCGAGCGAAACAAGUGCCUGCUCAUAAUCAAUCGUGUGGUUGAGCAAUCAGGAUAGGCUCUGACGUAUACAGUGCCGUUGGCAAGGCCAGAUCGAGCUCUCAGGAUGAAGAUGAGCAGCGGCCUGGCAGGCCCGGUGGCGCUGGCCGCCGCCGUGUGCCUGCUGCUGCCGGCGGCGAGCCUGGCGCAGCUGCAGGUGGGGUUCUACAACACCUCCUGCCCCAACGCCGAGGCACUCGUGCGUCAGGCCGUCACGGCCGCCUUCGCCAACAACUCCGGCGUUGCGCCCGGGCUCAUCCGCCUCCAUUUCCAUGACUGCUUUGUCAGGGGCUGCGACGCCUCCGUCCUCCUGACCGUGAACCCCGCCGGCGGCAACACCGAGCGCGACGCCCCGCCCAACAACCCGAGCCUGCGCGGCUUCGAGGUGAUCGACGCCGCCAAGGCCGCCGUGGAGCGCAGCUGCCCGCGCACCGUCUCCUGCGCCGACAUCGUCGCCUUCGCGGCGCGCGACAGCGUGAACCUCACCGGCAACACCUUCUACCAGGUCCCCUCGGGCCGCCGCGACGGGCGCGUGUCCAACGCGACGGAGGCCCUCUCCCUCCCGGGGCCCAACAGCACGGCGCAGAACCUCACCGACGGCUUCGGCCGCAAGGGCCUCAGCGCCGAGGACAUGGUGGUGCUCUCCGGCUCCCACACCAUCGGCCGCUCCCACUGCGCCUCCUUCCUGUUCCGGAACCGGCAGCGGCUCGCCGCCGGGACCAUCAGCCCGGCGUACCAGGCGCUGCUGGAGGCGCUGUGCCCGCCCACCACGGGCCAGCUCACCCCCAACACCACGGAGAUCGACCUCAGCACGCCGGCGUUGCUGGACAACAACUACUACAAGCUGCUGCCGCUCAACCUGGGCCUCCACUUCUCCGACGACCAGCUCAUCCGGAACGCGACGCUCGCGCCCUUCGCCAGCGCCUUCGCCGCCAACGAGACGCUCUGGAAGCAGAAGUUCGCCGCCGCCAUGAUCAAGAUGGGCAACAUCGAGGUCAAGACUGGCACGCAGGGGGAGAUCCGCCUCAACUGCAGCGUCGUAAACCCGGGGUCGUCGUGGGCCGCCGGGAUCGAGAUGAUGCCGUUCCCCGCCGGCACCUCAGAUGCUACAGCCGGCGAGGUCGCCACCAGCUGAUCUCGAUCGGCCGAGAUGUUGUAUUCAUGUGCGUGCGUGCAUAAUUAUAUAUAUUGUAGUGUGCCCGAUCGGUGUACACAACAACUUAUUGUUUGUUGCGUGCAGUCGUCAUCGGUACACACUACACACUACUGGCCUGGUACGAUGCUGUUACGUACGGGGUAAUGGAAGUCUGAAUAAAAUUUGGUUGCGUGACAAUAUUUAGGCAAGCAUAACUAUAGCUUGCGAUCGAGUAGCGGUGCACUUAUUACCACUAUUUGAAUCUA